AUGUCGGGACUUAACGCCUCUCUCGGCUACUUUCUGUCAUGUGUGGCUCUAGCUGCAAUGCUGCAGGCGCCACUCAAAAAGUGGCCACGGUUGGCCUUCCUGUCUGAGCUGGCGUCGUCCUUCGCGCUGGUGGCAUGCCGGCUGGAGGUGCAAACCAUUGUGGAGGUUGGCGAGUGGGCCGGGGGUUUGGGCCCGGAUGUGACUCUGACCAUUUUGUUGUCGGUGCUGCUGGUCCACGGUGCCGUCUGCGGCGACCUUACAGGGAACCCCUGCUUGAGCGUCAUGAGGUUCCUCCAGCUUGACGCUGCAGCGCUGGCCACAGUCCUGGCCGUGGUCUGCCACUUCCUUGGGGCGCAUUUGGCCAUAGUGGCAGCAGAGUACUACUGGAGCUUGGAGCUGACAGAUAUGCACAUGAUCAAGAACCUGAUGGCCAGGGAGUGCAGCACGUCGCUGCUGGUGUCACCCUUGCAGGGCUUCUUCACCGAGGGGGUGUGUGCUUUCCUAUUUCACCUGGUGCACCUAGUCCUCAGACGGAGGACGGCGUUUAUACGGGUGCCGCUUGGAGCCCUGCUGCUCACCUUCCUCUCACACACGGCCAAAAGUCACACGUCAGCUUUCGUGAAUCCGUCGCUAGCUUACGGGCUUACGUUCAACUGUACUGGAUUCACCUUCAGCGAGUAUGCUGUGGUCUACUGGCUGGCCCCCAUCACAGGGAUGAUGGUCGCCCUCCUCUUAUACAUGGGUCACAUCCCGAGGAUCUUUGCCAAGAACCUGCUCUAUUUUCACAAGACUCGAUUGCGGGUGCGCAAAGGAGAAAAAGAAAAGAAGAAAUGA
Molecule: messenger RNA, 834 nt
Organism: Nerophis lumbriciformis (worm pipefish)
Lineage: Eukaryota; Metazoa; Chordata; Actinopteri; Syngnathiformes; Syngnathidae
Source: RefSeq, a predicted model, not a curated record